Molecule: messenger RNA, 1965 nt
Organism: Bipolaris maydis ATCC 48331
Lineage: Eukaryota; Fungi; Ascomycota; Dothideomycetes; Pleosporales; Pleosporaceae
Product: peptide N-acetyl-beta-D-glucosaminyl asparaginase amidase A-domain-containing protein
Source: RefSeq, a predicted model, not a curated record
GUCUGGAGCUACGUCAAAGACAUGAGCGGCUAUUUGAGCCUGUUCAAGAAGCCACAUAGAAUCAUUUUCGACCUAGGAAACCUUGUUGAUGAUGUAUAUACUGGCUGCUGGAAUACCACACUGACGGCAACCUUCUUUACUGCCGAAGACGAGAUUGAGCCAGCAGAUGUCAUCAUUCCAAUCUCUGCUCGGAGGUCUGUCGAUAAUUCCCCAAGCGCAUUUAUUGUGCCGGAAACUAGAGCAGUCGACACCAUCAUGUUGCCGCGAAAUGCCAAGAAAGCCGUGGUGACUAUCUCCGCUUGCGGACAAGCUGCCGAGGAAUUCUGGUGGACCAACGUACUCUCUUCCGACACGAGUGUUUUUGGGGGACACACAUUGCUAUAUGGCCACUCGCCCUUCCGGGAGAUUCAACUUCUUAUUGAUGGGCAGUUGGCUGGGGUUGCUUGGCCUUUUCCAGUCAUCUUUACUGGAGGUUUUCUCCCAGAGUUAUGGCGACCAGUAGCAGGGAUUGAUGCAUUCGACCUCCAAGAAGACGAAAUUGACAUUACAUCUUUCAUCCCAUUACUCAACGAUGGCAAAAGUCAUAUAUUCGAAAUCCAAGUUCUUGGCAUCGAUGACGAUGGAAAUGGCACGGGCACGUUCACAACAGCAAUUGAAUCAAAUUGGGUCGUCACUGGCAAAGUCUUUGUUUGGCUUGACGCAAACAACAAGCCUCUAACGGGAACGGGACCCGUCUUGGACUCAGUCGCUUCUAUUCAACUGACGUCUGCAACGAAGCAAGACACGAUUGGUGUUUCCUCGUUGGCUUACUCAGUCCAAGUAUCACGCAGCAUAUACGUCAAGUCGACAUUGGAUACUGCCGAUGGACGAGAGACGGCCAUAUGGAGCCAGAACCUGACUUUUUCCAAUAAUGGCACGUUGAGCAACAUGGGAGACGAUCAAGUUGUGCGCCAGUUUACUGCUGGUAAACAAGCUACACUAGCGGGUUACUCGAAGAGUUUCGAGUAUCCUCUUCGGGCCCAUUGGUCUUACCAGACCGCAGUGGAUGACAGUGUCAGCAUUGAUGCAAGCAUGCAGCGAGGAAAACAGAUGCAGCAGCUGGGUGACCUAGCAUUUCCUAACAGCUGGAAAACGUUUGACUAUACUCGCUUGCCAACAGCGCUUUCUCCCAGACGUGCUUUUCUUGGUUCCAAGAUGAACAACUCGCAGAAUGGCACAGCACAUCGCCUGUCCAAGCCUCUACAACGGAAUUCGCAUAGCUCAAGUAACACAGAGCAGCAUAUGACGUUUAGCGGCGUUGGCAGUGCACAUGAGAGAAUUGUGGUCCAGGAUAGCACACGUGUCCCCGACGUAGCCGGGCAAGUCUGGUCAGCAAGACCCCUUUGUCAGGAACUAUACAAAAGGAGUAUUGUAGCGGCCAACGAAUCGGUCGUGUAUGACAGUGAAAGUUACGGCGGUCAAGUACACGGUCAAAGCACCUUUUCCGCUGCCCGUGGGCAGGAGGUCAAUGGCGCCGGUCACGGUGGGGCGCGCGAAUUUGCGGCAAAGCCAAUCAAGGCAAGACCAGGGCGGAGACCCGCUUAGGCGGGAACUUUGACGAAGGUGGGGAGUAGGAGAAGAGCAGUGUGGGAGUAGCCUGGGAAAGUCUACCGAUGCCGUGUACGCAGUACAUUUAGAUGGGCAGAGAAUACGGCAUAGCAUGCGAGCAGGAGCAUUUGGGGCAGUUUUCUGCUGGUACCAUGAAAAUUUUUAUGUCUGGUAAUAAACCGGUAACUGUCAUGUCGCUUUGGGAUAAGGGGGGGAGAGGCAAUGCGCUUGCAAGCGAUGUCUUUCAAUUUCUUCAUUUAUAGUAGCUCGCUAAGCUUGGUAGUUCCGCAUGUAUAGUACAUGCACACAUCUUCGUUGUCACACUACGCCAUUGAUCAGCAAUCAAAAAAAAACGCCAUGUGCGGUGUUGGUCGUGCU